GUCCUGAAUAGCGUGCCGUGCGGUCCGGGUCCGUGGCACGAAAGUAAAUAUUUGUCAAAUCAAAUAACUUCUGGAAUACGUGAAUCUACAUAUUUUGAUAAAUACAGGAAUGCAAUGGAUAUUGAAAACGUCCAAUUUUUUAUAAACGAUGGAUAUCGGGUCCCUCAUACCGGCAGGUCUUCAAACAAACCAAUUGGAGACAAACAGUAUUUCAGCUGGUUAUAAUAAAUUAUCUGAAAAUUUACGAAAAUUUACACCAUUAGCUUUACAAUGCGCUAUAUUUUGUGGAGGAUCGCGCUGCAAAUACGAAAAUUCGAAGGCCUGGCUUCCUGUGCACAUGGCCAUAAAAGACAUAUUUUCACAUUGGGUGACGGACGAUGUUCUCGCAAUGGCAAGACCAAGUACAAUACAAAUCUUAGAGAAUAAUAUAAUCUCACAAUUCCAAGGCUGGAGUAUUAAAACUUUGAUAAAUUUACAAACACCUGGAGAACACGCAAGCUGUGGGGACCUUCUUGAAGAAAGUGGAUUUACAUACAAUCCCAAUGAUUUUAUGAAGAAUGGCAUUUAUUACUACAAUUUCGCAUGGAAGGAUUAUGGGUCCGCCACCAUGGGGAAACUUUUGGAUAUGGUCAAGGUCGUAGCCUUUGCGGUUCAAGAAGGAAGAGUCGCAAUUCACUGUCAUGCAGGGUUGGGACGUACAGGUGUUCUGAUAGCAUGCUACCUUAUUUAUAGUUUAAGAGUUAGGUCGAGUGAUGCGAUAAGAUUUGUUCGAAUGAAAAGGCCUAGUGCUAUACAAACUAGAGGACAAAUUUUGUGUAUUCAAGAAUUUGAGCAUUUUGUUCUUCCACAAAUGGUUGUCUUUCCAAAAAGUAAUAAACCCUGCAGUCUUCAGUCUUAUCUCAAAGGACAGUACAAUGUUUUACAUGGAUACGAGCAACGUACCUUUAAACAUAUACCAAAGAUAAUUUUUGCAAUAUGUGAACGGAUUCUACAACUCUGUGAUUGCCAAGAGGAUAAUUCUCCAGCAGAAAUCGAUUAUAAAGUUUCCUACACACCAUUUACACAUCGCUUCAUUUCACAUGUGUUGGAAAAACUCAGCCAGAAGGAAGAAAAAAUGGAGCACUCAUAUUCAUGGGAUGAUUCUUUAACAGAUUUAUCUUUAGAUUAUUUAAUAACUUCCAAAAAUUAUAAUAAUUUUAAUGGUCCAGUUUCAUCGAGUGAAACUCUAAACGACAUUACCGAGGAUAUAUUCUGCACAUCACCGGAAGCUCCAUCAUGCUCUUCAGCUUUUCCAGGACUAGAUGAUAAUUGUAUCGACGAUGUCCUUAGCGAUGGAAUAAGAGGGCAAGAUCUAUUUGACAAUAAUUGCUAUAAAGAAAUUCAAUCAAACAUGAAUUUAAAGAACGCAGCAGAGACACAAGUUUUUACAAUAGUAAGUGCAAACGAAGCGAUAAAAGCAUUGCUUUGCAACAAAGAAACUUUAUCCGACGAGAAAAAAAAGAAAAUAUACAACUAUCAGAUUGAUCUGAACACACGCUCUACUGCCUGGCAAAGUUUAGAAUUGGAAACCGAUCUUGAAAUUUUAUCAAGUCUUCUCUAUGAAUGGAUGGAGUCGUUAAAAAAGCCGAUUUUGGACACAGAAGCCUUGAGUCAAAUUGUAAUCCGGGGCUUUAAACCAAAGCAGUGUCUUCAAAAAUUAGAUCCCUGGACCAGAUACAUGAUCGAAUAUCUUUUAAGAUUUGUUUCACGUUUGAGGCCACUCACAAACGAUAGUCAAUCUUCUCUCCUGAAAAGAUUAAUAGCCUCUAUCACACAACAAAAAGUUCGCAUCAAUCACUCCAUUUAUCCAACAGGGAAAAAUGGCCAGAAUCUAAGAAACGGAACAGCUGGAAGAGUGACUGAAUUUUUGGUUCGAUUGCUAAACCUCAUAGAAGAAAUAAAUACCAAAGAUAUGAACACCACAUGGUCUUCCUCAAAAUGGGAAAUCUGCCAUCUCCUUCACGAAUCAGAGAGAGUCAUCAGCAAAGAAAAUUCUUCCUCGUAAAAUGAAUUAUUUCAUCUUUUUCAAAUGCAGAACAAUAAUCCAGUCUUUCAAAUAUCUUAUCGCACAAAACAACUUGAAAAUAUUCUUAAAUAUAAAAUAAUAAAAUCAAAAUAUU
This is a messenger RNA of Belonocnema kinseyi, 2159 nucleotides long. RefSeq names its product protein tyrosine phosphatase domain-containing protein 1-like. Gene Ontology annotation, biological process: cilium assembly; protein dephosphorylation. The coding region runs from base 149 to 2044 and encodes 631 amino acids. The transcript is spliced from 10 exons. The record is from RefSeq and is a predicted model, not a curated record. Lineage: Eukaryota; Metazoa; Arthropoda; Insecta; Hymenoptera; Cynipidae. Gene Ontology annotation, molecular function: protein tyrosine/serine/threonine phosphatase activity.